Messenger RNA from Hibiscus syriacus, 1155 nucleotides. Its product is annotated as transcription factor TCP4-like. Gene Ontology annotation, molecular function: DNA-binding transcription factor activity; sequence-specific DNA binding. The transcript has a single exon. The record is from RefSeq and is a predicted model, not a curated record. NCBI's taxonomy places the organism in Eukaryota, Viridiplantae, Streptophyta, Magnoliopsida, Malvales, Malvaceae. Gene Ontology annotation, cellular component: nucleus. Bases 55 to 1140 code for a protein of 361 amino acids. Gene Ontology annotation, biological process: regulation of secondary shoot formation.
UCCUCCGAGGAGUCGUCGUUAUCACCAUCGAAAUCAAUCGAACAUGCAAGAAGAAUGGGAGAAAAUCACCCCCAAGCUGCAACAUCGUCAAGGUUAAGGAUAAAGCAAGUUGGAGGAGAGAUCGUGGAGGUUGAAGGAGGUCACAUUGUUCGAUCAACCGGCAGGAAAGAUCGUCACAGUAAGGUUUGCACAGCCAAAGGUCCUCGAGACCGACGUGUACGUCUCUCGGCUCACACCGCCAUCCAAUUUUACGACGUCCAAGACCGCCUUGGAUACGACCGUCCCAGCAAAGCUGUAGAUUGGCUUAUUAAAAAAGCCAAAUCCGCCAUUGACGAGCUCGCCGAGCUUCCUCCAUGGAACCCUUUGGUUUCAACGAAGAAACCCAACAAGCAAGAAGAUCCAAACGCAGCAACAGCAGCAGCCGGUGAUUUUCACAUCGAAAACCAAGUUCAAAGUCUCGAGCAACGAGAGAUUGGAGAUGACUUGGAUAACAAUAAUUCCGGUUUUCUUCCGGUUUCAUUCGUUUCUGAUGAGAUUGCCGAUACUAUCACUAUCAGUCAUUGUCAAGAUCUACGGCUAUCUCUUCAGGCAUUUCCGGAGCCGAUUCUUUUGCAUCACCACCGUGAACACCAAGCUGCUACAGCUCCGGGACACAACAGUGAAGCUGUUUUAUUCUCUGGAACCACCGCAUUAGCAGGUUUCGAUGGGUUAAAUGUUGGAUGGGAGCACCACCACCAGCAACCGGCGGAGAUCGGGAGGUUUCACAGAUUGUUUGCCGCCGACAGUGGCGGUUGCAACGACGGUGGAUUUCUCUUUGGCACUCCAUCACAACAGCUAGUGCCACCGGCUUAUGGCCAAACCAACCAGUGUUUUUCUCAGAGGGGACCCCUUCAGUCCAGUAACACGCCCUGGGUUCGUGCUUGGAUAGACCAACCAAUUGAUGACCACCAGAAUUAUCAUCACCAAAUCCCACAAAACAUUCAUCAUCAAGCUGUUUCAUCAACUAUUGGAUUCACCACAUCUGGUGUAUUCUCUGGUUUUCACAUUCCAUCCCGAAUUCAGGGCCAAGAAGAGAAGCACGACGGCAUUGCCAACAAGCUGUCCUCUGAUUCUCUCCAUCAAUCGAUCAAUUUGGUUUAAAAAGAGGUUUUACUU